UUAUAGCUAAUUUUAAAUUUUGAAUCUUCACUUUGCAUCAAUUUGCCUAGCCAUGCAAAUGUCACGGAGAGGGAUCUCAUUGAUUCAACUGCGCAAAAUGUCAACAGGCUGCGCUGCUCAAAAGUUGAGGGGUGAUGACUAUCAAUAUGUUCACAAAAGUGAUAUUCCAACUUACCAAUUCCAAAGAAGUCUUCGACGAUUGCCGAUUCCAAAGCUGUCAGAUUCUUGUCGCAGGCUUAUAGGAGCUGCAGAAGCCGUACUUCAGAAAGGAGAAUUAGAGUUGCUGAAAGAGCUAGUGGAAGAUUUCCUAACACAUGAAGGUCCUGAACUACAAAGAGAACUCAUACUACAUGAUAAACGAAAUCUACAUACAAGCUUCAUAUCAGAACCAUGGUUUGACAUGUACCUAAGUGAUCGUCUUCCGUGCCCUAUUAAUUAUAAUCCAUUCAUGGUUUACGCUCCGGAUCCAGAUCCAGCAUAUAAUGACCAGCUUACUCGCGCAACAAAUCUAAUUAUUUCAUACGGUCGUAUUAAGCGUGCUCUAGAUGCACAAUGUUUAACGCCUGAAAUAUACUACACAAAUCCCAAGGCUGCCACUUUAGCAUCGUUCAGAUGGAUUUGCAAGAAUUUGUCGGAAAAUUUGCGAUGGUACGGCGCAGCGGCUUUUGGUGCAUUUCCAUUGGAUAUGAGCCAAUACAAAUCACUUUUUGGCUGUUCGCGUAUUCCACAGAAAGGGAAGGAUUGGCUUCUGCAUUGUGCCGAUUCUAAACAUUUCAUUGUCUUAUGUGGGGGAAGAAUUUAUUCUGUUGAUUUAUUUGAUAAAAAUGGUUCACUUAUGCCUGCAGAGCAAGUUCAGGCUUGCUUAUCCAUCAUAUUAUCCGAACAAAGUCACCUAAAACCGGAAGAUUGCGUCGGGUCUUUGACCUCACUCGAACGCGACCAGUGGGCAGAAGUUCGUUCUGAGUUGUCUUCAGUUGGCAGUAAUUCGGCAAGCUUGGCAUUGAUUGAUAAUAGUUUGUUUGUCCUUUGCCUGGAUCCACUAAGAAGUGACGAUUUAAAUCAAUUGGCCCAGAGUUUACUAAGUGGUGGUGACGCUAGUAACAGAUGGUUCGAUAAAUGCUUUCAAUUGAUAGUCGAUGCACAAGGUUUGGCUACGAUAAAUUUUGAACAUAGCUGGGGUGAUGGUGUUGCUGUACUUCGCUUAAUGGAAGAAUCAUUCCGCGAUACGAAACAAAAUCAUUUCGUACAUCCCAACCAGACCUUCAGUGCUGGAGCACAUUUAGAAAAUCAUUUACGACCAGUUGAAUUCAUGUUAACCGACUCAAUACGUCAAAGGAUUCAAGAAGCUCAAGCAAAACACAUUGCGAUGGGGUCCAGAGUGCGUUUCAGCUCUGUAGAAUAUUUUGAAAUGAACCGACAAGUUAUCAAACAGUCAAAACUCUCACCAGACUCUGUCAUACAGUUAGCGAUCCAGCUAGCUUUUUAUAAGCUUUUUAAGGAAUUCGUUCCAUCUUAUGAAUCGUGCAGUACUGCCGCUUUUCUAAAAGGACGAACAGAGUGCGUGCGUUCAGCAACAUGUGCUACGGCAAAUGCAGUUCUGGCGAUUGAAAGUAACAAAGAUAAUAUUGGGGAACAUGUGAAGAAAUGUUCUUCAGUGCAUUCACAACUAGUGAAAGAAGCUGCAACAGGACAAGGUUUCGAUCGUCACUUGAUGGGUUUACGCUGUACUGCUGAGAGGCUUGGUUGGUCGCAGCCAAAGUUAUUCAGUAGUGCAGUAUACAAAUAUAUGAAUCGUUUCAUUCUGUCAACAUCAACUCUUUCGACAGAAACCAUAACAUUUGGUGGAUUUGGCCCGGUUGUUCCUAAUGGUUUUGGUAUUGGUUACAACGUACUCAACAGCAAAAUUGGAGCUCUUAUUUCAUCCUAUGAGGAUCAGCGCAGUGCAGACGCAUUUGCAGAUUCACUUCUUGAAAGUUUGGACAUUUUGAAAAAUAUAAUUGUCAAGCAACAAAUUAUGUGA
Loa loa (African eye worm) is the source of this 2020-nucleotide messenger RNA. RefSeq names its product choline/Carnitine O-acyltransferase. The record is from RefSeq and is a predicted model, not a curated record. Gene Ontology annotation, biological process: fatty acid beta-oxidation. NCBI's taxonomy places the organism in Eukaryota, Metazoa, Nematoda, Chromadorea, Rhabditida, Onchocercidae. Gene Ontology annotation, molecular function: carnitine O-palmitoyltransferase activity. Bases 53 to 2020 code for a protein of 655 amino acids. The transcript is spliced from 13 exons. Gene Ontology annotation, cellular component: mitochondrion.